AUGGAGAACAACCCAAAGCAGUAUGAAGAGAAGGAUUUAUGGCGGGCGGACGGAAUCAGUCGCGUGGCCCAGUUUGAUCUGGUGGCGGCUAAAAUUGUUCCCGAAGCGGCAAAUGCACUGAGUUUUGACACCAUCGUGAUGCGCGGUUCUGCCAUGACGGCCAAGUGCAACGGCAGCAACUCCCACGAACAAAACCGGGACCAGAAGAUCACGAAUCCUGCAGCCUCGCAAUAA
This is a messenger RNA of Penicillium riverlandense, 234 nucleotides long. RefSeq lists its product as uncharacterized. Bases 1 to 234 code for a protein of 77 amino acids. The transcript has 2 exons. Lineage: Eukaryota; Fungi; Ascomycota; Eurotiomycetes; Eurotiales; Aspergillaceae. The record is from RefSeq and is a predicted model, not a curated record.